CGUAAUUCUUCCCCUUUUGAGAAGGAGCGCGUCGAGCGCGUCUCCCACUAAAUAAGAAGGAUAAGGAAACAACCAGCUUUCACCGUCGUUCAUCACGACCCCAUUGUGCUCACCCACGUCACGGUAGUACGCCAAAAUGAUCAGACAGGACUUCCAGCGCAUAGAUCCGAAGCGAAGGGCCGUUCUCGACCACAAAAAGAAGCAGUUCGCCGCGCCCUCCUUCAAGCAGCAGGAUUAUCCCUACCGUCUGAAUUUCUAUGAUGUGCCUCCCACGGCAGAGAUCACGCUGGAGGAGUUUGAGCAAUGGGCAAUCGACAGGUUGAAAGUGCUUGCCGAAAUCGAAGCCUGUUCAUACCGCAAUAAAUCUACACAGGAAACAGAGGCGCACAUCACUCCUCUCCUCAAAAAGUUCCUUCCUCUCGCGUCUAACUCGUCUGCUACCUCUGGGGUUGUGAGUCAACAAUUACGAAAUGAACGACAAAAGGACCAUUACUCCCACUUCAUUUUGCGUCUCGCGUUUUCAGCCACGGAAGACUUGCGCCGCCGCUUUGUCCGCGCCGAGACCAUGUUGUUUAGGUUUCGCUUUCAGAAAGAUGAUAGCAAGGAACGACGCAAUUUCAUUGAGAGCCUCAACUUAGACUGGGAGCCUGUGAGCGAAGAAGAAAGGCUAGAGUACAGUGAGGAACUGCUGCACUCCACUCCGGGCUUGCGGCGGGCCGAUGAGGAAAGCUGGUUUAAGGUUGAUUGGGAAAGGGUUCCCGAACUGGUUGAACGUCGAGCCAUCUUUAUGCGGAAAGGAAAGGCAUAUGUUCCGCAAAGAGAGCAACUAAGCAUGAUCAUUGCAGAUUUCACUGCGCGUUUAGAAAAGGCCAUGGAGUUGACAAGUAGGGCCCUACCUCGAUUAGACGAGGACGAUCGCCUCACUCCAAUCCUCAAUCAUCUUUCUAAAAACUUUGGAAGUGCCGAGUCCGUUUAUACCGAAGGCGAAGGCGUUGUCGAUGGAGCACCUAUCACCGCGGCUUCGAUUGAUCCGUUGUCACAGCAUUUCCCUCUGUGUAUGCGUAGUCUGCAUAUGACCCUCCGCAAAAGUAACCAUUUGAAACACUUUGGCCGUCUCCAGUACACUCUCUUCCUCAAGGGUAUCGGCCUCAAUUUAGACGAAUGUAUCCUUUUCUGGCGUCAGUCAUUUAAGGGGUAUUCGGACGACGAAUUCAACUCCAAAUACAAAUAUAACAUUCGCCAUACUUAUGGAGACGUUGGAGGCGAUUCCAAUCGUCGUGGUCGAGGUUACCCACCCUAUUCUUGCCAAAAAAUCUUGAUGGACAGUGCCCCUGGCACUGGGCAAACUCAUGGAUGUCCAUACCGUCAUUUCUCAGUUGAUAAUCUGACUGCGCUCCUUCAAUCAACCGGUGUGCACGAUAAAGAUGUUCUACGUGGUGUCCAGGAAGAUGUCGAGAAACAGAGGUUCCAUAUUGCCUGCAACAGAGUCUUUGAGUGGGCUCAUAAGGCAGAAAUCAAACGGGUGAAAGAAGAUGGGUCAUGGAAUCAAACAGAUCUCGAUACCAUCGUGCACCCAAAUACGUACUUCAAGCGGAGUUAUCUACUCAAACAUGCAGAGAAGCCGUCUUCGGAGUAGUGCACCAUGUCGUACAUACAUAAAUUGACACUUGGCAACAUAGGAGCAAGGCGCAAUAGGAUGAUAUUUCGGGGGGGAUGGUUAUUGUUUGAGUACUGUGUUACGUUACUAGAAAUCUGACUUCAUGAGAAUACGACUUAAAUGGCU
Messenger RNA from Talaromyces proteolyticus, 1783 nucleotides. RefSeq names its product DNA primase large subunit. NCBI's taxonomy places the organism in Eukaryota, Fungi, Ascomycota, Eurotiomycetes, Eurotiales, Trichocomaceae. The transcript has 3 exons. The coding region runs from base 137 to 1636 and encodes 499 amino acids. The record is from RefSeq and is a predicted model, not a curated record. Gene Ontology annotation, biological process: DNA replication, synthesis of primer. Gene Ontology annotation, cellular component: alpha DNA polymerase:primase complex.